UGGACGUGUGUACACACACAUUGGAGAUCUGCGUUCAACUAGACACUUUCGCUUCCUACGAUCGUUCUUGUUCUCGAAGAGGCGAGUGAGAUCCUGCGAGACGGCAGAGACCGAGGGAAAGAGGUUUGACAAAGGAGAGAAGGAUCCCACGACGAGAUCUCUCGCGGCGUUUCAGGCGGUCUAAAGGGUGCCCGCCGAGAGGGUGCCGUGAAGGGAAAGGCGGUUAAGAACGUACACGAGUUUUCGUGUAUUAACGAGAACAUUAACGUUUUACGAGUGACGCCGGCCGCCUUGUGCCUCGGGGAGCCUUGAAGUCUCCUAAGGCCCACAGGCAUACGCGUGACCAAGGGCCAAUAAGUAUUCUUUCAGGUUAAAAGUUCGCUAUAGUUUCUAGUGCAGUAAAAAAAAAAGUACGGUUUGUGGUUUAUCGGUACUUUCUUAGUUUGUGUUGUGUUCAAGUUGAAAAGUUCAAAAGUUCCGCGCGAGUAAACCUGACCGAAAAACAGUAUGUAUCGUAUAUGUGACGGCUGAAGUUCGGUUUAAGUAAAAUAAAGUACAAAAGUUUUUGAUAAAAAAAAGUAAGAGAAAAGUUGUGAUAAAUAAAAAAGUAUGUUCGACGCGUUAUGGAUCGCGCGCGUUGUGCCAGCAAGAGCGAGUACUGCACAAUCUCUGAUCGACACAGGCUGAUAGAUAGUGUUCAGCAUGUCCGAUUCUGGUUCAGAGAGUACUUCCUCGGAGGGUUAUGAUGGAGGUAGAAAUCAAGUCACUGCCACAGAUGACGUAACUUCGUCACGUUACUCGCAUCACUCCUUCGGAUCCGGACGCAAGUCACUGGCGAGCUCAAUCUCCUCUCCGGGGGAGAAGUCUCCUGGAUCGAUGUUGACCGAUGGCCGGGACUCCAAGUCGCCGAGGUCCACGCCAUUGUCGCCGAAGUCGCCACGAUCCGGAUUAAUGUCGCCUAGCGAGGAAGGCUCGCCGAGGUCGAUCCGUAGUAUGUCCACGAAGUCCCCGCCCGCGUCACCACCUGCAUCGCCACCUGCGUCGCCGCCAGUAUCACCACCUGCAUCUCCACUAGCAUCUCCUCCAGCAUCUCCGCCAGCAUCUCCGCCUGCAUCGCCCAAGUCUUAUCAUUCCGAAAACAAUUCUCUUGAUUCGCCACGAUCAGACCGCAGCUCGUCUCGGUCUCCUGUUCAGGACAACGGCUCGUGUCUUUCUCCACCGAAUGACUCUAAGUCUCUGCGCUUCGGCGAUGCCGAGUCAAAAGCGUCCGACUUCGAGGUCGACGCGCAAAGGUCCGUCGACAAUUCGCCUAAGUCGUACUCGUACAAGAACAGUGAGUCCAGGCAGAGUUCACUAAAAUCGCCCAGAUCUGGGCCUAGCUCUGUGAAGUCUUUGAUAUCGCCGAGGAGCUCGCCGAAAUCGUACAAGUCUGGCCCGACAUCUCCCAUGGACGAUCAGGAGUCGGACAAACAUUCGCCGGCGCAUUCGGGUCCUCGAUCGCCUGAGGAAACGAAGAACGGCUCGUUUAACGAAUUAUUGGAUGGAGAACAGAUUUCGGACGGAGAUAUCGAAGACGAGCCGGAACCAUUGUCCAAGUCCAAGCCGGCGCCUAUGACUCAUGGUGAGGAUUUGUCAGACGUGUCAGAUCUUGAGAGCAUAGACGGCCUUGAAGGAUCCAACAAGCAGAAUGCGGAAGAAGAUAAAGUUGGAGACAAGAAUAAUAGAAAACACAUACGUAAUGAGGAGAACAUGGUAAAGGAAGAUAAGAGCGCUCCUGUUGGCUUGGCAGAGGAGAGCGAGCAGUUAGAUUUUGAAGCCGACGGUCAAUGGAAAGACGAACGUGAUGAAGGUGAAACCGAAGCGCCACUUACCAAGGACGCCAAGGAGCAUGCAGACAAAGAUGGUAAAGAUAAAGACAGAGAUAGAGAGAAAGCCAAGUCGAAGGAGUCCGGUGAGGUAAACGACAAAGAAGAGGGAGAGGACGACGGGGAGAAAGAGGAGUCCGAGUUGGAGGAAGGCGAGCUCAGUGACGGGGACGAUGCACGGCCGGAAGAGACCGAGCCGAGACCCGUGUGUCGUUUCUAUAAUCGAGGUCAAUGUACGUGGGGUGUCAGCUGCAGAUUUUUGCAUCCCGGUGUGACAGACAAAGGUAACUACACGAUGUUUGAUAUGAUAAGACCCAUGGCGUAUCCGCCGCAUAAUGCCACGCCACAUGAGUACCGAUCACACAUCGAGAGACCCAGUAUGGCACGUACGUUACCUGGUUACGGCGCACCCGCGCAUACACCCAAGGUGGAAGAGACGCCGACAGAGUCCGCGUGGGAACGUGGAUUGCGGCACGCCAAAGAGAUGAUGCGCAAAGCUAACAAACGGAAAGAAUCGGACAUAGAUUUCGAAGAGAAGAAAAUGAACCUGAGUUUAGGUCAGGAUGAUCUUGACCGGGAAGCGGGAUAUUACGUUAGAGCUGCCAGUCCUGAGCCACCUGUUGAGAGAUGGCCACAGCGAGAAGUCCAACGUAGUAGAGUGCCUCCUUCUAGAAUCACACCGGACAGGUAUAUCGAUGAGCCCGAGGGAUACUAUCCACCGCCACCUACGUCAUCAGAAUAUUACAGGAGGGUUCAUUACAAGGAUCGUACGACCGACUAUAGAGACCGCAUCGAUUAUCAUCCGAUUCCUCGUGGCACGCAUUCAGUUUCACCACCACCGCCGCCGCCACCUCCGCCACCACCACCAUCGCACAAUCGUGAACGUGAACGGGAACGAGAACGCGAGCAACGUGACAGAGAGCGCGAUUAUUACGAGAAGUACGAGAAGAAACACAAACGGCCGUCGCGCGAGGUAAUCGUGGAACGUAUAGCACCGACGAAAUCUUGGCGGGAGGAAGAACCGCCUCCUGUCGAGGUUCGAGGCAGAGGCGACGAAUGGGCUGACCCAUGGAUGCGACGCAAGUCCCCGAGCACCGUACGUCGCAACACGUCAUCCAGGCGUCCACGUCGGCAAUCGUAUUCUUCUGGCUCAUCAUAUUCGUCAACAAGUUCUAGCCGUAGUUCGAGCCGUUCCAGCUACAGUUCUUAUGAUUCCUUAUCCAGGUCCCGUUCACCAUCCCCUCCUUCUAGAACCCGAGCUGCCGGCAAAGGCAAACCAGCUGCGAGUUCGCCACCCUCGAAUCCUCCUACUGUUGCCGCUGCGCCACCUCAACGAGGUGCCAUGUUAAUGAAUCCUCCGGCUCCUUCACCUCGUCCACCCAAAGGUUCUAUUUCUCCUACAACCGGCACACUGCAUCGUCGAGCCGGCUUGAAUCCACCCGCGCCGAGUCCUCUCUCGUCUCAUCGUCAUCACGAGAAAACCAGAGAUAAGGCUGCGAUCGCUGCUGCCGCUGUUGCUAAGAUCAUCAAGAGUCGCUCUAGAUCCAGAUCAUCUCAUAGCAGCUCAGGCUCAGAGAGUAGCGGGAGCAGCAGCGAUUCGAGCGAAUCGAGCUACUCAUCAUCUUCUAGCGAAACCCGUAGGAGGAAAGGCUCGACACCUCCGAUAACGCGCAAGGAUUCCAAGAGCAUGGAUGCUCUGAAAUUGGGUGGUGCUAAGCAACAAAUCAAGCUCACGCUGAAGCCAGCGAGUAACAUUACGACAGUGAAGAAAAUCGACCGUAGUACACUGAUGGCGGGUAAGAAGCGGGGGCUGGACUCACCACCAUUGAUCGACAGUAAGGCGAGCGUAGCCGCGGCUGCCGCUAAGGCCGCCAAGAAGGCGAGCUCGCGACGCGAGGAAUUGCUGAAGCAACUCAAGGCCGUGGAAGACGCGAUCGCGCGUAAAAGAUCUAAGGUUUAAAGUCAAAAUAGAGUAAUGACAGCAUACGUUUCUUAACAUGCUGAUAAAUACGUACAUACGUAUUAAAUGUUUUUUGUAGUUAUAUUCUGUAAUUAGUCGUUGUUACGACCGCGAUCCUACAAAAGUGAAGAAUCAUAUGACGCUCAUUGGAUUGUGAUGGAUACACAUAUUACUGUUAAUGAAUAUUCGCAAGAUAUUCCUAGGUAACGUUCAUUUUAACGAAUUAUAAUGAAAGUUCUGAAACAUAACGAACUCGUUUUACAAAAAAAACGUAUGGAAGUCUCUUAUUCCAUAUAAUUUCAUGAUGGUCUUGUAGAACAGCUGAAAAUAAGAGAUUUGUGGUUUCGUGCUUCUUUUCACACUUGAGAAACAUUCAUGAACAUAUUUAAAACUGCGUGAAGUAUGCAUGUCUCAGGUAAAAGUUUUGUUAAAUUAUCAAGGGGAUUUCUACAAACAAUUUGAAGCUGAUAGUGCAAUCUUGUUUUUUAUGCCCUGCCAUCAAUCAAUAAUGUCAAAUAUCAAUAAUGUAACAUACAUUAUUAUAUAUAUUAUUGAACAAAAUUAUGUCCGACUAUAAAAAUGUUGGCUUUGAACUAUUUGCAAAAAUCCCUACGAACAUAUUGAACAACUCGAUAUUUAUGAAAAUUAAGGAUACCCUGAAAAAUGUUUUGAAAAAACGUAAUAUAUUGUUGUAAAGAGUACGAAAUGUAAGAUUCUGUUUUUUUGUUUGUGGCAAUUAUUUUACGAUUCAUUCACAAAAAGAGCAACGCGAUUGAAUUGAAAUGCGAAUAUUCAUUAUCAGCUUCGGUAAAAAGGAAAUGUUUCCAUUUUUAAAUACAAAAGUUACAAUUGUAUAAAGUAUUUUUUUUCUUUUUGCUUAUCCUAAAUUUUUCUUUUUCUGAGAUAAAUAGUUAACGAAUACAUGAUGCUACAUAAUUACGCUAUAUCUUCAGUUACAUAUGAAUUUAGUAACAUUCGAAAGAUUAUUUUGACAUACAAUGUCGAUAACAUUGUGAUUAAGAUCGUUAGAGAAGAAGGAGGAAUAAGUACUGCGAACGAUUAUAGGAGACACUAGAGUAAAUCUUGACUUUAUGUAUGAGUGUGUAUAUG
Harpegnathos saltator (Jerdon's jumping ant) is the source of this 4935-nucleotide messenger RNA. RefSeq names its product zinc finger CCCH domain-containing protein 18. Lineage: Eukaryota; Metazoa; Arthropoda; Insecta; Hymenoptera; Formicidae. Gene Ontology annotation, molecular function: RNA binding; metal ion binding. Bases 703 to 3825 code for a protein of 1040 amino acids. The transcript has 8 exons. The record is from RefSeq and is a predicted model, not a curated record. Gene Ontology annotation, cellular component: precatalytic spliceosome.